Messenger RNA from Alternaria atra, 1236 nucleotides. RefSeq lists its product as uncharacterized. Lineage: Eukaryota; Fungi; Ascomycota; Dothideomycetes; Pleosporales; Pleosporaceae. The coding region runs from base 1 to 1236 and encodes 411 amino acids. Gene Ontology annotation, molecular function: zinc ion transmembrane transporter activity. Gene Ontology annotation, biological process: zinc ion transmembrane transport; intracellular zinc ion homeostasis. The record is from RefSeq and is a predicted model, not a curated record. The transcript has 3 exons. Gene Ontology annotation, cellular component: membrane.
AUGGUGUCGCGUCGGAACAGGACCUUGCUGUCCUUGGCCAUCUUCCUUGGAGUGCUCGGAUGGAACGUGGCUGCCGCUGCUGUCAAGGGCGAGACGGGCGUGCCAGUAGGGAACUUGAGCGCGCACGAGAUUGAAGAGCAACUACAGGAAUGUCCUCUUGUGCAAGCUCUCAACCAGCACAAGGUAGCUUCAGCCCCGACCACGUCUUCGCUCAGUUCCCAGAUAUUCGCCUUUCUCUUCCCUGGUAGCCCUGCAGUCAACGCCUUGCUAGCGACGCUCUACAUCUCCGGUCCGCCCAACUUCCUCCUCGCACUAUGUCCACCCAACAUCGACCCCUCGUCGCUCUCCGUCAUGGUCGCAUUCGCUGUGGGUGGACUACUGGGUGACACUCUUUUCCAUCUGCUGCCAGAGAUCUUCUUGGGCGAGGAGGAACACAACUCGGUCAAGUUCGUCAUGGUGGAACCCAACAAGAACCUUUUGUUAGGUGUAGCCAUCAUGGUGGGCUUCAUCACUUUCGUGGCCAUGGACAAGGGAUUACGAAUCGCAACUGGAGGCGAGGGCGGACAUGAUCACUCGCAUGGACAUUCGCACGGGAAAGUUGUCGAUACUGCAAAGACCACAGGCGUCGACGUUGGUAACUCCAAAGACGGUGUGCGUUCGAGGAAGGCAGGUGCAAACGGUACAUCAUCCGUCGUAGAGACGGCGGAGAAAGAGAUCAAUGCCAGCGUCAAGCUUGGCGGUUACCUCAACCUCAUUGCAGACUUCACACACAACAUCACCGAUGGCCUGGCGCUCAGCUCCUCCUUCUACGCCUCCCCUACCAUUGGCGCAACCACUACUGUGGCUGUCUUCUUCCAUGAGAUCCCUCACGAGGUUGGCGACUUUGCCCUCCUUAUCCAGUCCGGUUUCAGCAAGCGGGCAGCUAUGGGUGCUCAAUUCGUAACUGCUGUCGGUGCUUUCCUCGGAACCUGCAUAGGCAUUGCCGUCCAAGAGUUCGGCGGCAAUUCCGCCUCUGCGGAUGUCCACGGCCCUGGCAUCAUGGGCACUAGUCUGCAGUGGGGAGACAUGCUACUACCCUUCACCGCCGGUACUUUCCUGUACGUUGGGACAGUCGCCGUUAUCCCAGAGCUUCUUGAGACCGGCCCGAACAAGGGCCAAGAGCUAAGGAAGACUUUGAUGCAAUUCGCCGCCAUGUUCACUGGCGCUGGUAUCAUGUUAUUUAUCUCGUGGAAUUAG